AUGGCUCUUGUUGGUGUUGAUUUUCGUGCACCCUUACGCACUGUGAAAAGGGUGCAGUUUGGUAUACUUAGUCCUGAUGAAAUCAAGCGGAUGUCAAUUGGAGAAAUUGAAUUUUCCGAAAUUUAUGAAAAUGGGAAACCAAAGCUAGGCGGGUUGAUGGAUCCACGACAAGGCGUAGUCGAUCGAAGAGGACGUUGUAUGACUUGCGCUGGUAGCUUAGCUGAUUGCCCAGGACACUUUGCACAUAUUGAACUUGCCAAACCUGUAUUUCAUAUCGGGUUUUUGAGUAAAACAUUGAAGCUUUUACGUUGUGUAUGUUUCUACUGCAGCAGAUUAAUGGUAGAUAAAGAUAGUCCUCGAGUGAAAGAAUUGCUCAGAAAAACUGCUGGAAAUGCACGCCGCAGGCUGGCCGUUAUUUAUGAAAUAUGCAAAUCGAAAACUGUUUGUGAAGGUGGCAACGAGCUGCAUGCUGUUGGAGGAGAGGAUGGUGAGGAAAGUGAGAGAGAAAUCAAAUCAGGUGGUUGUGGUAGAUAUCAACCCUCGUACAAGCGAGUUGGGAUAGAUAUUAUAGCAGAAUGGAAGAAGCACAUCAACGAAGACACGCAGGAAAGAAAAAUUGUUUUAACUGCAGAACGAGCACUGGAGAUUUUCAAGUCCAUUUCAGACUCCGAUUGUCUCAUACUCGGUAUGGAUCCACGAUAUGCUCGACCAGACUGGAUGAUUGCACAAGUGAUUCCAGUGCCCCCAUUAGCUGUCCGACCUGCUGUAGUUACGUUUGGUUCAGCGCGUAACCAGGACGACUUAACACAUAAACUGUCCGAUGUAGUGAAGACUAACAAUCAACUGAAGCGAAAUGAAGCAAAUGGAGCAGCUGCGCACGUUCUUGCAGAAGACGUCAAACUUUUGCAGUAUCACGUAGCUACACUGAUUGAUAAUUCCAUUCCCGGUCUUCCUGCGGCUACACAAAAAGGAGGCCGACCACUAAAAUCAAUCAAACAACGCUUGAAAGGGAAAGAAGGCAGAAUCAGAGGGAAUUUGAUGGGUAAACGAGUGGAUUUCUCAGCUCGCACUGUGAUUACACCGGAUCCAAACCUACCUAUAGAUACAGUUGGUGUGCCACGUACCAUUGCACAAAAUAUGACAUUCCCAGAGAUUGUCACACCUUUCAACAUCGACAAAUUACAAGAAUUGGUAAAUCGUGGUGAUAGUCAGUAUCCAGGAGCAAAAUAUAUCAUUCGCGAAAAUGGUGCUCGAGUGGAUCUACGUUAUCAUCCAAGAGCAGCAGAUCUUCAUCUGCAACCUGGUUACAGAGUGGAACGACACAUGAAAGAUGGUGAUAUUAUUGUAUUCAACCGGCAGCCAACACUGCACAAAAUGUCAAUGAUGGGUCACAAAGUUAAGAUUUUACCAUGGUCAACAUUUCGUUUGAAUCUUUCCGUAACAACACCUUACAAUGCUGAUUUUGAUGGAGAUGAGAUGAAUCUACAUUUACCGCAAAGUUUAGAAACGAAAGCCGAAGUUUCUGAAAUUGCAAUGGUGCCAAGGCAGCUAAUUACACCACAAGCAAACAAACCAGUGAUGGGUAUUGUUCAAGAUACACUUACUGCUGUCCGCAUGAUGACUAAACGUGAUGUGUUUAUUGAAUUACCACGAAUGAUGGAUCUGCUUAUGCAGAUGCCAAACUGGGAUGGAAAAGUUCCCCAGCCUGCUAUAUUGAAGCCAAAACCGCUAUGGACUGGAAAACAAGUGUUCACUCUUAUCAUUCCUGGUAAUGUAAAUGUAUUGCGAACUCACUCAACUCAUCCAGAUGACGAGGAUAACGGUCCUUACAAGUGGAUUUCUCCUGGUGAUACUAAGGUGAUCAUUGAACACGGUGAAUUAUUAUCGGGAAUUAUUUGUUCUCGAACAAUUGGUCGUUCAGCUGGUAAUUUGUUGCAUGUUGUCACGCUAGAACUCGGCUGGGAAGUUGCGGCACAUUUUUAUUCACAUAUACAGACGGUUGUUAAUGCCUGGUUACUUGCUGAAGGACAUACUAUUGGUAUUGGUGAUACUAUUGCUGAUCAAGCUACAUAUCGUGAUAUUCAAGAAACGAUCCGAAAAGCGAAGCUGGAUGUCGUAGAAGUUAUUGAAAAAGCACAUAAUGAUGAGUUGGAACCAACUCCAGGUAAUACGCUGCGACAGACCUUUGAAAAUAUGGUGAAUCGUAUACUGAAUGAUGCACGUGAUCGUACCGGUGGUAGUGCACAACGUUCUUUGUCCGAAUACAACAAUUUCAAAGCUAUGGUUGUUGCCGGUUCUAAGGGAUCCAAAAUCAAUAUUUCGCAAGUCAUAGCUUGUGUGGGGCAGCAGAACGUUGAAGGUAAACGUAUUCCAUUCGGUUUCCGCCACAGAACUUUACCUCAUUUUAUCAAAGAUGAUUACGGACCCGAGUCGAAAGGCUUUGUCGAGAACUCAUAUCUGGCAGGGCUGACUCCAUCGGAGUUCUUUUUUCAUGCUAUGGGAGGUCGUGAAGGCCUUAUCGAUACUGCAGUAAAGACAGCAGAAACUGGCUACAUUCAGCGUCGCCUGAUCAAAGCUAUGGAAAGUGUAAUGGUCAAUUAUGAUGGUACUGUGCGUAAUUCGCUUGGGCAGUUAGUGCAGUUGAGAUAUGGUGAGGACGGUCUAGACGGUAUGUGGGUUGAAAAUCAAUCUAUGCCUAGUAUGAAGCCAACAAAUGCCUUGUUUGAAAAAGAGUUUAAGUUGGAUCUUUCGGAUGAAAAAUCAUUGCGUAAAUUGUACACUGAAAACGUUGUUCGCGAAUUACAAGGAUCUGCGGAAGCGCUUAAAGAAGUAGAAGCUGAAUGGGGACAACUUGAAGAAGAUCGUCGACUGCUUCGAAAAAUAUUCCCUAAGGGGGACGCUAAAAUUGUGUUGCCGUGUAAUUUGCAACGCAUGAUUUGGAAUGCUCAGAAAAUAUUUCGUGUAGAACUUCGGAAGCCGACUGAUCUUAAUCCGCUACGUGUAAUUGAAGGUGUUAAAGAACUUAGCAAAAAGCUCGUUAUUGUUAGCGGUGAAGAUCGAAUCAGCAAGCAGGCUCAAUAUAAUGCUACUCUUCUAAUGAAUAUAUUACUACGAUCAACACUCUGUGCAAAAAGGAUGGCUGAAAAACAUCGUUUGAAUUCGGAAGGCUUCGAAUGGCUUAUUGGUGAAAUUGAAUCUCGUUUCAAACAAGCAAUUGUGCAACCCGGUGAAAUGGUUGGUGCAAUAGCAGCUCAAAGUUUGGGUGAACCAGCUACGCAGAUGACUCUGAAUACUUUUCAUUACGCUGGCGUUUCGGCCAAAAAUGUCACACUUGGCGUACCGCGGCUUAAAGAAAUCAUCAAUGUUUCGAAGAAGCCGAAAACACCUUCAUUAACAGUUUUUCUGCAGGGAACUGCUGCGAAAGAUGCUGAAAAGGCUAAGGACGUACUGUGUAAGUUGGAACAUACAACAUUACGAAAGGUAACUGCAAAUACAGCAAUUUAUUAUGAUCCAGACCCGAAGAAUACCAUAAUUGAAGAAGAUCAGGAAUGGGUAAACAUUUUCUAUGAAAUGCCGGAUUUUGAUCCAUCUCGAUGCAGUCCAUGGCUUCUGCGUAUCGAAUUGGAUCGUCGACGCAUGACUGAUAAGAAAUUAACGAUGGAAGCAAUUGCAGAUAAGAUACAUCAGGGAUUUGGUGAUGAUCUGAAUGUCAUUUAUACAGAUGAUAAUGCAGAAAAACUUGUAUUUCGUUUGCGUAUCACCAAUCAGGAAGGUGACAAGGGUAAUGAAGAUGAACAAGUGGAGCGAAUGGAAGAUGACGUGUUCUUGCGUUGUAUUGAAACCAAUAUGCUCAGUGACCUUACGCUUCAAGGUAUUGAAGCUAUUACCAAAGUAUACAUGCAUAAACCAACAACUGAUGACAAAAAACGAGUUGUGAUUACUCCGGAUGGUGGUUUUAAGGCAAUUCCAGAAUGGCUUCUAGAAACUGAUGGUACUGCCUUAGCUAAGGUACUGAGUGAACAAAAUGUGGACCCGAUACGUACGACGUCCAACGAUAUAUGUGAAAUAUUCGAAGUUUUGGGAAUUGAAGCAGUUCGGAAAGCUAUUGAACGUGAAAUGAAUCAUGUCAUUUCGUUUGAUGGUUCCUAUGUUAAUUACAGACAUUUGGCUCUCUUGUGCGAUGUCAUGACCGCUAAGGGCCACCUGAUGGCAAUCACUCGCCAUGGUAUUAACAGACAAGAAGUAGGAGCUCUUAUGCGGUGUUCAUUUGAAGAAACUGUUGACAUUCUCAUGGAGGCAGCGGUUCACGCUGAGCAGGAUCCUGUAAAAGGUGUAUCUGAGAACAUCAUGCUGGGUCAGUUAGCUAGAGCUGGCACGGGCUGCUUCGAUUUGGUUCUCGAUGCUGACAAAUGUAAAUUGGCUAUGGAAAUACAAACUGGUGGCGGGCUUCUGGGUACUGGUGGAAUGUAUUUUGGCAGUUCCAUGUCUCCAGCAAGCUCAGCAAUGAGCCCAGCACAAACUCCAUGGAAUGCCGGCACAACACCUGCUUAUGGAGCUGCAUGGAGUCCAGCAACUGGUUCAGGAAUGACUCCAGGUGGAGCAGGUUUUUCACCCUCAGGACACAGCGAAGGAGGCUUUUCACCUUAUGGAGGCGGUGGAAGUUGGAGCCCAGGCUCACCUGGUGGAUCGCUUGGAGGAAUGUCACCAUCCGGUGCCGGUGCUUAUUCUCCAGCAGCUAGUGAUUACGGUUCAGGUUUGGAAGGACUAAGUAGUCCAGGUUAUUCGCCGACUAGUCCAGCAUCUCCUUAUGGUGCUUCAUCACCUGCUUAUGGUGUCAUGAGUCCACGAUAUUCCCCAACCAGUCCAAGUUACUCUCCAACUUCUCCAAGUUAUUCGCCUACUUCACCAAGUUACAGUCCUACUUCACCUAGUUAUUCACCGACUUCUCCGAGUUACAGUCCUACCUCUCCAGGCUACUCACCGACUAGUCCAAGUUAUUCUCCAACUUCACCAUCUUAUUCACCGACUUCACCAAGUUAUUCUCCAGCCUCACCUGGUUAUUCUCCAUCGUCUCCUCGUUAUUCACCUACUUCACCAGCCUAUAGUCCUACAAGCCCAACAUACAGUCCUACGUCACCUGCUUAUUCUCCAACUAGUCCAACAUAUAGUCCAACGAGCCCAUCUUACAGCCCUGCUUCUCCUGGUUAUUCUCCAUCUUCUCCCCGUUAUUCUCCGACAAGUCCAACCUACAGUCCUACCAGUCCAGCAUACAGUCCUUCAUCGCCACAGUACAGUCCGAGUAGCCCACAGUAUUCACCAUCGUCACCGCAAUACACACCAAGUUCACCAGCUGGCGAUGCCUCACCUGCGUACUCGCCAACGUCGCCACAGUAUUCACCAUCUUCUCCAAGAUACAGUCCAUCAAGUCCACAGUACUCACCGACAUCACCUCAGUAUAGUCCAAGUUCGCCAGGUGGAGCAGGCACUUCGUACUCGCGAAGUUCACCACAGUAUAGUCCGUCAUCUCCCCAAUACUCACCGAGUUCACCACAGUAUUCUCCAUCAUCACCGCAGUAUAGUCCAUCUUCUCCUCAAUACUCACCUGGCGAUUAG
Molecule: messenger RNA, 5613 nt
Organism: Brugia malayi
Lineage: Eukaryota; Metazoa; Nematoda; Chromadorea; Rhabditida; Onchocercidae
Gene: Bma-ama-1
Exons: 35
Coding region: 1-5613 (1870 amino acids)
Biological process (GO): transcription by RNA polymerase II
Cellular component (GO): RNA polymerase II, core complex
Molecular function (GO): DNA binding
Source: RefSeq, a predicted model, not a curated record